AAUUCCUUUACAACUUGGAACACUAUAUAGAUAGAUCUACGGUGUUCCUGGAGCAUUGCGCCGAAUUCAUGGACAGGUUGAGCCGCGGAUGUUGUCCGUGCAUUGGAUUUCGAAGAGGCGGCGCUCCCUCACUCUCAAAUGGUGUCAAUCAACGAGGAGUCCGGCGGGAAGAAGUGGUGCAGAAAUGCUGUGAAGGGUAUAAAAAUAGCGGAUGUUGUCCGUGCAGUGGAUUUCGAAUUCGAAGAGGUGCUUCCUCACUCUCAAAUGGUGACAAUCACCCAGGAGUCCGGCAGGAAGAAGUGGUGCAGAAAUGCUGCGAAUGGUGCAGAUUAUGUAACCCCCCAGCCGCUAAUAAGGCGACUAAUGGAAGAGAUUCUUAUCAAGGAGGAGAUUCUUAUCAUUGUUAUGAUAUGGUUUAUUAUAAUUGCGUAUGUUGUCGGUGCAUUGGAUUUCGAAUUCAAAGAAGAGGCGGCGCUCCCUCACCCUCAAAUGAUGUCAAUCACCAAGGAGUCUGGUGGGAAGAAGUGGUGCAGAAAUGCUGCGAAUGGUGCAGAUUAUGUAACCCCCCAAGAGCUGAUGAGGCGAAUAAUGGAAGAGAUUCUUAUGUGGGAGGAGAUUCUUAUCAUUGUUAUGAUUUGGAUUUUUAUAAUUUUAGGUAUAAAAAUAGCGGAUGUUGUCCGUGCGCUGGAUUUCGAAUUCGAAGAGGCGCUCCCGCACUCUCAAAUGAUGACAAUCACCAAGGAGUCCGGCGGGAAGAAGUGGUGCAGAAAUGCUGCGAAUGGUGCAGAUUAUGUAACCCCCCAAGAGCUGAUGAGGCGAAUAAUGGAAGAGAUUCUUAUGUGGGAGGAGAUUCUUAUCAUUGUUAUGAUAAGGAUUUUUAUAAUUUUAGGUAUAAAAAUAGCGGAUGUUGUCCGUGCGCUGGAUUUCGAAUUCGAAGAGGCGCUCCCGCACUCUCAAAUGAUGACAAUCACCAAGGAGUCCGGCGGGAAGAAGUGGUGCAGAAAUGCUGCGAAUGGUGCAGAUUAUGUAACCCCCCAAGAGCUGAUGAGGCGAAUAAUGGAAGAGAUUCUUAUGUGGGAGGAGAUUCUUAUCAUUGUUAUGGUAAGGAUUUUUAUAAUUUUAGGUAUAAAAAUAGCGGAUGUUGUCCGUGCGCUGGAUUUCGAAUUCGAAGAGGCGCUCCCGCACUCUCAAAUGAUGACAAUCACCAAGGAGUCCGGCGGGAAGAAGUGGUGCAGAAAUGCUGCGAAUGGUGCAGAUUAUGUAACCCCCCAAGAGCUGAUGAGGCGAAUAAUGGAAGAGAUUCUUAUGUGGGAGGAGAUUCUUAUCAUUGUUAUGAUAAGGAUUUUUAUAAUUUUAGGUAUAAAAAUAGCGGAUGUUGUCCGUGCGCUGGAUUUCGAAUUCGAAGAGGCGCUCCCGCACUCUCAAAUGAUGACAAUCACCAAGGAGUCCGGCGGGAAGAAGUGGUGCAGAAAUGCUGCGAAUGGUGCAGAUUAUGUAACCCCCCAAGAGCUAAUGAGGCGAAUAAUGGAAGAGAUUCUUAUCAGGGAGGAGAUUCUUAUCAUUGUUAUGAUAUGGUUUAUUAUAAUCGUAUUUAUAAAAAUAGCGGUUGUUGUCCGUGCAUUGGAUUUCAAAUUCGAAGAGGCUGCGCUCCCUCACCCUCAAAUGGUGGCAAUCACCAAGGAGUCUGGCGGGAAGAAGCGGUGCAGAAAUGCUGCAAAUGCUGCAAAUUAUGUAACCCCCCAACAGCUGAGGCGAAUUGAGUUGAAGCAGUAAUAAUGAGUGAGACAAUAUAAUGGUGCCUGCCAUUUCACUGCUUAGCUUGAACUAGCUGUUAAGUUUGUUUGUUGCUGAUGAGUUAGUUGUUAUUAGAUAUUUUUCUUCUUCUUUUUCUUAUGAUGAUGGGAUUAUAUUAGGCUUGGAAAUUAAUAUUAAUUGGUAUCUCUAGCUUUUCUCUCAA
Ipomoea nil (Japanese morning glory) is the source of this 1957-nucleotide messenger RNA. RefSeq lists its product as uncharacterized. Lineage: Eukaryota; Viridiplantae; Streptophyta; Magnoliopsida; Solanales; Convolvulaceae. Bases 139 to 1773 code for a protein of 544 amino acids. The record is from RefSeq and is a predicted model, not a curated record. The transcript is spliced from 3 exons.